This is a messenger RNA of Stegodyphus dumicola, 4169 nucleotides long. It is a transcript of the gene Ddr, whose product is annotated as discoidin domain-containing receptor 2. The record is from RefSeq and is a predicted model, not a curated record. Gene Ontology annotation, biological process: positive regulation of phosphatidylinositol 3-kinase/protein kinase B signal transduction; cell surface receptor protein tyrosine kinase signaling pathway; positive regulation of neuron projection development. Gene Ontology annotation, molecular function: protein tyrosine kinase collagen receptor activity; ATP binding; collagen binding. Lineage: Eukaryota; Metazoa; Arthropoda; Arachnida; Araneae; Eresidae. Gene Ontology annotation, cellular component: plasma membrane; signaling receptor complex.
AUCUUUCAAGGAAAUACGAAUACCUACACGAUAGUCAAGCGAAUUGUGGAUCCUCCAAUUAUUGCUAGCAAAGUACGGUUUGUUCCUUACAGUAUUCACCUGCGUACCAUCUGCAUGAGGGUCGAACUGUAUGGAUGCAUGUGGACAGAUGGAUUGGUAUCCUACGCCAUGCCACAGGGAGAGCGCCGCGGGGUGGAUAUUAACUUAUCCGAUAAGAUCUACGAUGGCAUUAAGGACGACAGUUACCUGCAUGGGGGCCUCGGCCAGCUUACGGACGGACAAAGGGGCGAGGACAACUUCAGGAUCGACACAAAAGGAUUCGGUAAAGGUUACGAAUGGGUUGGAUGGAAAAAUGACAGCGGUGGCAUCAGCACUUUGUCGGUCGAUGUUCUCUCUGGAUCUGAAACCCGACCUAUAGAAAUUAUUUUUACCUUCGAUGUGGUGCGAAAUUUUUCUGCAGUCUAUUUCUACUGUAAUAAUAUGCAUUCCAGGGAUGUACAGGUUUUCUCCUCGGCCAAGAUCUGGUUCAGCGUCGGGGGUCGUUACUUCCAAAACCAGGCCGUUCAGUUCUCUUAUAUGCCCGAUUUAUUUUUCGAACGCUCUCGAAACGUCACUAUUUUUUUACAUCAUGGAAUCGGCAGGGUACUCAAAGUGGAACUGCAUUUUGCCGCCAGGUGGCUCCUCAUUUCAGAAGUCAGUUUCGAUUCGGUACCAGCAGUUGGCAAUUUCACUGAGGAAGAACCGCCUGCAGCUCCUCCAAUUGUAAGUACUGCUCUAAACGAGGACGCCUUAGGUAAUCAGUACGUAGGCUUGGUUAUAGGAGUAUUGGCAGCUGUUAUUCUUCUGUUAGUGGUCGUUAUCUUCAUUAUCAUAGCUAGGAAUAAAAGGAGGAAAAACACUUCACCGCACAACGUGCUUAGGCCCGGUGAAAACAGAGUCACCAUCAAUAUGAAGGAUCUAGGCUUAACCUUCAGUUCUUGCCCAAGUCACCUAUCCAAUGGCUCAGUCUAUGGGCAAGUGGCAGCAGAUGAUCCUGACAAAUUGCUAUAUCAAGAACCACAGGAUUUGAAGGCUAAUUAUAGUGGAGCCUAUUGCAAUGGCUCAGCAAUCUCUCGUGAAUAUGCAAUACCGGAAAUCAAGAAAACACUGCCAACUUCAUCAACAAAAACCUCCUCAUUUUCUCGGGCUGCAGGUCCUGAACGACAUUAUGCGGCUACGGCAUUACUGGAGCUUCCGAAUAUCCAGGGUGUUAGUGGGAACACUGUCUAUGCGGCUCCAAAUGUUGACGAGGAACUCUUGCCACCAGUACGGGAAGUUCCCAGACAUAAGCUGCACUAUUUAGAAAAACUCGGAGAAGGACAAUUUGGCGAGGUUCAUCUGUGCAGAGCAGAGGGGAUACCGGAACUGGUAGAUGUUCCCUGUCAUGGCAACUCCUCUACUUUGGUAGCAGUAAAAAGUGUUCGACCCGGUGCCAGUGCAGGAACUCGAGCGGAUUUCUUCAAGGAAGUUCGUAUCCUAUCACAACUCCGCGACCCCAACAUCGUUUAUGUACUUGGGGUAUGCACGCAAGGAGAUGGACCCCUUUGUAUGAUUGUCGAAUACAUGGAAAAUGGUGAUCUCAACCAGUAUUUGCAACAGCACGCGCCGGAGACGACAGGCACACUGACUUUCAGACCAAGUGGUACAGCCACAAAAACUCUCAGUUACGGCUGCCUGAUUUAUAUGGCCACUCAAAUUGCAUCGGGAAUGAAGUACUUGGAAUCGUUAAAUUUUGUACACAGGGACCUAGCAACAAGAAAUUGUCUAGUAGGCCGUUCCCAUGUCAUUAAAAUUGCUGACUUCGGCAUGAGUAGGAGUUUAUACAGCACUGAUUACUAUAGAAUUCAAGGUCGAGCAGUUCUGCCAAUACGCUGGAUGGCUUGGGAAAGCAUACUUUUGGGUAAAUUCACAACAAAGAGCGACGUCUGGGCUUUUGCUGUCACCAUGUGGGAAAUACUAACCUUUGCUCGACACCAGCCUUUCUCUGAAUUGACCGACGAACAAGUAAUCGAGAAUAUUGGACACUUGUACCACGGUGAUAACCAGCACAGGCCUUUACCUCAACCAUCUAACUGCCCACGAGAAAUUUACGAUUUAAUGAGAGAGUGUUGGCAACGAAACGAGGCAGACAGACCGAACUUUCGGGAAAUACAUUUGUUCCUUCAACGGAAGAACCUCGGCUAUGCCCCUCAACUCUGACCUCCGGUGGACUUGUCAACAGCUUCAAACCUGAAUGAUAGAUAGUCUCUGAGAAGUUUCGACAUAGGAAGCGAACAGCUUUGCUUUGAAAUGCUGCCCUGCUAGUUUGCACUCGUCGGCCACGUUGCACAAGAAAUUGUCGUAUUUAGCAGGCUUUUGUUCAGAGACUGCAAUUGUCAAAUUAUGUGAACUGUUCUCCCGGGUAACAGGCUCAUAUCGGAAACACAGGGCUGUUCUGUUAGAAGUUACAACAACUUCUUAAGAGUAAAUAAAGACGAGUUGAAUAAAAUGCUACGAAUAUGCAAAGAAUUCCUCAGAACUUCUGUACAAAUAAACGACAAAAUGUAAUAGGAGCUUCGGUUAACAACUUACUUGAGCAAACUUCUGCUUAUAUCAGCCAGUUCAUAAUGACUGAAAAUAUUGUUCACGACUGUAUAAUGAUUCAACAUGGAAAAACUGUCUGAACUUUCGAAGGAUAAUCUUACGGUGGUUUCUGCACUUAUGACGGUGCUGUGCUGGUUCUGCAUUUCUGAUGGUGCCAUCAAUGCUCACGUUUCAUUGCAUCACGGGUACAGAUUAUGGGCACAAAUGAAAGUACUUCAAACAUUUAAUUUCAUAAACUCUUGUAGAUCGUAUUAAACUGUCUACACACAAUCGCAUUUUUAAUUAUCCCAAAAAAUCAAAGACUCAUCGCCCAUUGUGUAAAUGCGAUAAAAUCUCAAACAAUGGAGUGUCAAGUAUUGCUUUUAAUUUUCAGUGUAAACAGUAAGAAAUUAUUCAUUUCCAAGAAGUAAGCAAAGACCAGAACGAUAACAUUUGGACUGGCUUUCUAUAAAUAUAUAGCGUCAAGAGAUGCCAACAUUCUGAGUAAAUGUUCUACCCGUGAAAUGCUCUGUGUGAAAGUCAACAGUGAUUUUAUCUUCUGCUUCUGUGAUUUUUAGGACAUUUAAUGGUGGCAAGUAAUCUUCAGAUACGAGAAUGGCGACAAUAGCUCGUUAUGUAGUACAAUGGCAACCCAUGUGAGAACAUGGAAAUGAAUUGGAUGUUCAUUUAAAAAUGAGAGUACAAUUGCGGAACUGUAAUGCUUCUUUGAAUGCAAGUGUAAUCAAUUGUUUGUGUACUAGUGUAGUCCCCUGUACUGCUCCACCUAAAAUACAACAUUGAGCAUGGAAAUGGGUGAUCAUUACUCAUAAAGUCUGUGAUUUUCUUUUUCUUUAUCCUAUAGAAUCAAGUGACUCUUUGUCAGCUUGAAAGGCAUUUUGUUUACCACUGCAGUGCUCAAUACAAUAGCCAUUUUUUACUUCCCAUCAAUGAAAAAGUAAAAUUUAAAAAUAACAGCUUAUUUUUUACUUCUCAUUAUCAUGGGUUUUAACUUUUAAGAAAGGAAUACCGGUAUUUCAAAACAAUAGGGCUUUUAAAUUUAUGUUUAUGGGAAAAAAUGUCUAUUUAAUAUUAAUGAGAAAAUGUUUAUAUUCAUGAAAAAAAGGUUCAUCUUUUAAAUAUAUGCUAAUGAGAAGUUAAUAAGAAAUUAAGAAGUAAAAUGUGAAUUUAAGUUACGGUAUGGGUAUAAGCUAUUUAUUAUUUUUUCAUGUAUGAGACCUUUAAAGCUAUGUAACAGAAUUCAUAUUUUAUAAAUUAUUUUAAAUAAUUACAUCUUUGUAUUUAAUUUAGCAGGAAAUAAAUCAUCAUAAACUAUUACUCAAAAUUCAAUAAACUAAUAAGGGGGAAGGUGAAAUUAUGUCUCUGUUAAAAUAAGUCUAUUAAGCAUUGUAAAAUUUAAUUAAUAACACAUUCCUCUUAUUUUUAGUACAUAUAAUUAAAACUUAAGUAUUUAUUUACAAUUUAAAUUUAUAUGAUUUAUAUUAUUUUAAUUACAUUUAACUUAUAAUUUAAUUUUUAAAGCUAAGAUUACAUAAUAAAACAUCUGUAAA